AUGAGUGGAAUGAAUUUUACUGAUAAAGUCGAGAAGGCUUUGGGCAUAGCUCAGAGUCUGGCUCGUGAGUUUGGACAUUCUCAAAUCAUGCCUGCACACAUUGCCUGUGCAUUAUUUGAUGAAACCGAAGGUGCUCCUCUAUUCAAAUCUAUUCUCGAGAAAGCUGGUGCUGACCCCAAGAUCAUUGAACGUGGCUACCGAAAGGUUAUGCUGCACUUACCUUCGCAAGAUCCUGCUCCCACUGAUAUUGGUAUUGGUCCUCAAACUGGUAAACUUCUUCGCAAUGCUGAAAAGCACAUGAAGGAUCAAAAGGACUCUUUUAUCUCGAUCGAUCAUGUCAUUUUGGCUUUGUCUGAUGAAGAUGCUACCUUCAAACCCAUGAAAGAAGCAGGUGUUACAAAGAAGGCUCUCGAAUCGGCUGUCUCUCAAGUCCGUGGUAAUCGUCGUGUGGAUUCCAAGAAUGCUGAAGAAGUCUAUGAGGCAUUGGCCAAGUAUGCUAUUGACUUGACACAAAUGGCUCAAACUGGUAAACUGGAUCCCGUCAUCGGCCGUGAUGAUGAAAUCCGUCGUGUGAUUCGUGUGCUGGCUAGACGUACAAAGAACAAUCCUGUGUUGAUCGGUGAACCUGGUGUUGGUAAGACAGCUAUUGUUGAAGGUCUAGCUCGUCGUAUCAUUGAGCGUGAUGUCCCACAAUCGCUGCAAUGCAAGCUCUUUUCUUUGGAUAUGGGUGCUUUGAUUGCUGGUGCAAAGUUCCGUGGUGAGUUUGAAGAGCGUCUCAAGGCUGUUCUGAAGGAGGUCAAGGAAUCUGAAGAAGGUGUCAUCUUGUUCAUUGAUGAAAUUCACACUGUCUUGGGCGCUGGUAAGGCUGAAGGUUCCAUGGAUGCCGCCAACUUGUUGAAGCCCAUGUUGGCUCGUGGUGAGCUCCGUUGUAUUGGCGCUACUACCCUCUCUGAAUACCGUGAAAUUGAAAAGGACCCUGCAUUUGAACGUCGUUUCCAAAAGGUGGAUGUUGGUGAACCCUCUGUCCCUGCUACUAUCUCCAUUCUCCGUGGUCUCAAGGAGCGUUAUGAAAACUACCAUGGUGUCAAAAUUGUCGAUUCUGCAUUGGUCGCUGCUGCUCAGCUCUCUGAUCGCUACAUUACGACUCGUUUCUUGCCUGAUAAGGCAAUCGAUCUGAUUGACGAAGCUGCUGCCAAUACGCGUGUUCAACUUGAUUCCAAGCCUGAAGAGAUUGAUGUGCUCGAACGUAAGCGAUUCCAAUUGGAAAUUGAAGCCAAGGCUCUUGGAAAGGAAAAGAACAACAAGGAGUCCAAGGAGCGUCUGGAGUCUGUCAAGGAGGAAAUGGCCAAGCUGGAUGAAGAGUUGAAGCCAUUGAAGCUCAAGUAUGAAUUGACAAAAGGCCGUCUUGAUGAAAUCCGUGAUUUGAAGCAAAAGUUAGACGACCUUAAAUCAAAGGCUGUUGAAGCUAGAAACCGUUAUGAUUUGGACACUGCUGCUGAUAUCGAGUACUAUGCUAUCCCUGAUGUUGAACAACGUAUUGCUGAACUGCAAGCCGAAAAGCAACGCAAGGUGAAUGAGGAGCUGGCGAACGACACUACCACUGAUAACGCCAUCUUGUCUGAGGUGGUUCGUCCUGAACAAAUCAUGGAGGUUGUCUCUCGUUGGACUGGUAUUCCUGUGCAGAAUUUGGCCAAGAGCGAACGUGAGAAGCUUUUGAACAUGGAAACUGAAAUCAGCAAGCAUGUGGUGGGUCAAGAUGCUGCUAUCAAGGCUGUCUGUAAUGCUAUUCGUCUUUCCAAGGCUGGCCUUCAAGAUCCUCACAAACCUUUGGCUUCCUUCAUGUUCUUGGGUCCUACUGGUGUUGGUAAGACAUUGCUCUGUAAGACACUGGCCGAAUUCCUCUUCAAUGACGAACGUGCCAUGAUUCGUAUUGAUAUGAGUGAAUUGAUGGAACAACACAGUGUUGCUAAAUUGAUUGGUGCUCCUCCCGGUUACGUUGGCCAUGAAGACGGUGGUCUCUUUGAAGCUGUUCGUCGCAAGCCCUAUGCUGUUGUCUUGCUUGAUGAGUUGGAGAAGGCUCACAGAGAUGUUGCCAACGUUCUUUUGCAAGUACUUGAUGAAGGCUUUAUCCAUGACUCCAAGGGUCGCAAGAUUGAUUUCCGUAACACUAUCAUUGUCAUGACUUCCAACUUGGGUGCUGGUCUCUUGGCUGAUCAACACAAGGAUAACAUGAUCAUCUUGAAGGAGAAGAUUCUGGAAGUUGUUCGCAACCACUUUAGUCCUGAAUUCACCAAUCGUAUUGAUGAAUUGGUCAUCUUUAACCGCCUCACUCAAAACAACAUUACUGGUAUCGUGGAUGUGCGUCUCAAGGAGAUUGAAGAGCGUCUCGCUGAUCGUCGCAUUGUACUGCAAGUCUCGGAAGCUGCCAAGGCCUGGCUUGGUGAACAUGGCUACGAACCUGUCUUUGGUGCUCGUCCUUUGAACCGUCUUAUUCAACAACGUGUAUUGAAUCCUUUGGCUAGAUUGAUCAUUGAUGGUGGUGUUCGUAAUGGUGAAAUUGCCCAUGUUGAUCUGGAUGCCAGUGGUCAUAUUGAUAUCAAGCGUAACCAUGAAAGCGAAGCAGGUUAUAUUGAAGAAGAACCCAUGGACGAAGAUGAAGAUCUUGAUAUGGAUUAA
Mucor velutinosus is the source of this 2676-nucleotide messenger RNA. RefSeq names its product proteasome regulatory particle base subunit (gene RPN1). The coding region runs from base 1 to 2676 and encodes 891 amino acids. NCBI's taxonomy places the organism in Eukaryota, Fungi, Mucoromycota, Mucoromycetes, Mucorales, Mucoraceae. Gene Ontology annotation, biological process: cellular response to heat. Gene Ontology annotation, molecular function: ATP hydrolysis activity; ATP binding. The record is from RefSeq and is a predicted model, not a curated record. The transcript has a single exon. Gene Ontology annotation, cellular component: cytoplasm.